AUGGCGCUUUUGAUGCACAGAGAGAGCAAUAGUUGCGGAAGUUACAGUAAACAGCAAAUGGAUGCUAGCAAGUAUGUGAGAUAUACACCAGAGCAAGUGGAAGCCCUGGAGAGAGUCUAUGCAGAAUGCCCAAAACCAACUUCUUUGAGAAGGCAACAGCUCAUUAGAGAGUGUCCCAUUCUUUCUAACAUUGAACCUAAACAGAUCAAAGUCUGGUUUCAAAACCGCAGAUGCCGUGAAAAGCAGAGGAAGGAAGCAUCUCGUCUCCAGACUGUUAACAGGAAGUUGAGUGCCAUGAACAAGCUAUUGAUGGAAGAGAAUGACCGCCUUCAGAAGCAGGUCUCACAGCUGGUUUAUGAAAAUGGUUACAUGCGCCAACAAUUGCACACAGUAAGUGCACCGACCACUGAUACUAGCUGUGAAUCUGCCGUCAUGAGUGGUCAACAACAACAGAAAAACAUAACACCUCAGCAUCCAGAAAGGGAUGCUAAUAGCCCAGCUGGUCUUCUUGCUAUAGCUGAGGAGGCCCUGGCAGAGUUCCUUGGAAAGGCUACUGGAACUGCUGUCGACUGGGUCCAAAUGAUAGGGAUGAAGCCUGGUCCGGAUUCUAUUGGUAUUGUUGCUAUUUCACGCAACUGUAGUGGGGUAGCAGCAAGAGCCUGUGGUCUCGUGAGUCUUGAGCCAAGUAAGGUUGCCGAGAUUCUAAAAGAUCGCCUUUCUUGGUUUCGCGAUUGCCGCUGCCUUGAUGUAAUGAGUGUAAUUCCUACAGGAAAUGGAGGGACUAUAGAGCUCAUGUAUAUGCAGACUUAUGCACCAACAACAUUAGCAUCGGCUCGUGACUUUUGGACAUUGAGAUAUACUACAAGUUUGGAAGAUGGAAGUCUUGUGAUAUGCGAGAGGUCUUUAACAUCUUCCAGUGGUGCCCCAACAGGGCCCACAGCUCCAUGCUUUGUAAGAGCUGAAAUGCUACCUAGUGGCUGCCUGAUACGUCCUUGUGAGGGUGGUGGCUCCAUCGUUCACAUUGUUGAUCAUUUUGACUUGGACGCUUGGAGUGUUCCUGAAGUUCUGAGGCCACUUUAUGAAUCUUCUAAAAUCCUUGCACAGAAGAUGACUAUGGCUGCCUUGCGACACAUAAGACAGAUAGCGCAAGAAACCAAUGGAGAAAUUCAAUGCAGUGGCGGUCGCCAACCUGUUGUUCUAAGGGCAUUGAGUCAAAGAUUGUGUAGGGGAUUUAAUGACGCUGUUAAUGGGUUUGUCGAUGAUGGUUGGUCGAUCCUCGGUGGUGAUGGGGUAGAAGAUGUAACCAUUGCCAUAAAUUCAUCUCCGAGCAAAUUUCUUGGUUCCCAGCACAACUCUUUGUCCAUCCUCCCUUCUUUUGGGGGUGUCCUUUGUGCUAGAGCAUCAAUGCUUGUUCAGAAUGUUCCCCCUGCGUUGCUUGUUCGUUUUUUGAGAGAGCAUCGUUCCGAGUGGGCUGACUAUGAGAUCGAUGCUUAUUCUGCCGCAUCUCUUAAAGCUAGUCCUUAUGCAGUUCCUUGUGCAAGGCUUAGCGGGUUUCCUGGCAGCCAAGUCAUUUUACCUCUUGCCCAGACUGUAGAGCACGAAGAGUUAUUGGAGGUGGUUCGCUUAGAAGGUCAUGCAUUCUCACCAGAGGAGAUAGCUUUGUCCCGGGAUAUGUACUUGUUACAGCUAUGUAGUGGGGUUGAUGAGUCAACUUCUGGUGCCUGUGCUCAGCUCGUCUUUGCACCAAUUGAUGAAUCAUUCGGUGAUGAUGCUCCUUUGCUUCCAUCUGGUUUUCGUGUUAUACCGUUGGAUGCUAAAACAGAUGGGGAUGGAGCAACUCGGACAUUAGAUUUGGCAUCUACCCUUGAGGUGGGACCUAGUGGAGCUCGUACAGUUGGCGAAGUCGAUUCGUGUAAGCAGAGUCUUAGGUCUGUUUUGACUAUUGCAUUCCAAUUCACUUUCGAAAAUCACUAUCAAGACACAGUGGCUGCUAUGGCCCGUCGAUACGUGCGUAAUAUCGUGAGCUCUGUUCAGAGAGUUGCUAUGGCAAUUUCUCCGUCUCGACUCAGCUCCCAAAUGGUACCGAAGACACUUCCUGGUUCACCAGAGGCUAUUACAUUGGCACGAUGGAUUUGCAGGAGCUAUAGGAUGCACACUGGCGGAGAAUUCCUUCAGAUCGAUUCGGAAGCUGGUGAUGCUGUUCUGAAACAACUGUGGCAUCAUAGUGAUGCUAUUAUGUGCUGCUCUGUCAAAAUGAAUGCCUCUGCGGUUUUCACAUUUGCAAACCAGGCAGGUCUCGACAUGCUUGAGACCACACUUGUGGCACUUCAGGAUAUAAUGCUCGAGAGGAUUUUGGACGAAACUGGCCGAAAGCUACUGCUUUCGGAGUUCUCCAAGAUAAUGCAGCAGGGAUUCGCCUAUCUACCGGCAGGAGUAUGUGUUUCGAGCAUGGGCAGGCCUAUCGCAUAUGAACAAGCCAUUGCAUGGAAGGUUCUCAACGACGAUGACUCCAAUCACUGCCUUGCUUUCAUGUUCGUCAACUGGUCCUUUGUCUAAAUGCAAUAGAUGAGCAUUAAGACUUUGCAACACUCGGUAGCUUUAAGUUAUGUACUGGUUUCUACUUUGUUGAAAGCACAUAUAACAUAUAACUAGGUUCAGAACUUGUGACGUAUACCUUGUAUCUGCUUGGAUCUAUGUUCGGUCCAUACAUCUAUUUCCACUAAUUCAAAAGUCACUAUUGCUUCUC
Molecule: messenger RNA, 2746 nt
Organism: Olea europaea var. sylvestris
Lineage: Eukaryota; Viridiplantae; Streptophyta; Magnoliopsida; Lamiales; Oleaceae
Product: homeobox-leucine zipper protein HOX32-like
Exons: 18
Coding region: 1-2556 (851 amino acids)
Molecular function (GO): lipid binding; DNA-binding transcription factor activity; DNA binding
Source: RefSeq, a predicted model, not a curated record